GCUGCAGUGUGUGGGCUGCUGCUGCCCAUUAAAUGUUCUCUCAUUGUAGUCUCCGUUGCCCCAUUAGGAAACUAGUGAAUGAAUGGCACCCACAAAGCCACAAUUUAACUUAUUCAUCAUAUUUUGUCAUGCCGUUCCCUUCCCACUCAGAGAAAGCUCAGCUGGGAUCCACUACAGCAGCUGAAAUGUUUUUCAUGUUAAUAUUGCUGUAUGAUUGCCUAAUUUUAAAGAUCUUAUUUGGGAAUUGUUUCGAACCUCCUGCCAAUGCUUCUCCUCCAGUCCACAUUAACACAUAGAUGCAUGUCUCAUUUAGUCUGGUCUUUGAUCUCAGUGUGCUGCUGAUUCAGUUUGAUCCGCACAUGUUUUCAUUGUGUUGUUUGUACUUCCCGAUUGUCCUUCUAUUGUUUUCCAGGACCCCCUUGUAAACGAGCCCUCUUUCUCGAUGGGUAAAUCUCCUGGUUAAAUAAAUUAAUUAGUUAAUAAUAUUGUUGCAUGCAUGUCUAAUUAGCUUUGAUUAUGAUCCCUAUUGCUUCAAAUGUAUUACAAAGUAUCUUUUUUUGGGAUAUCUGCUGUAUAUUUUAUGAGUGGUCGAUUGAAAUUACAUUUGCAGAUUACAUUUACUGAUUACAUUUUCAGAUUACAUUUCCAGAUUACAUUUUCUGAUUACAUUUUUUCUAUUACAUUUGUGGUCCUUAUCGCAAUUAUAUUCGGUUUUCACUCUGAGUUCAUGAGCUGCUCUUCAGCUCUAGAUAUCAGCCGCACACAUAUAUAAAGCAGGCUUGUGAAACCCAGUGUAUUGCCAGAAAAACAAAAGUAUGGCUCUUACUUGUACAAACACUUUGGUAGAACCUGUGUUCCAUGCUGUAUACCUACAGCAGGCAGCUAGACCCAAAGAGCAGCUCCUGAACUCACACAAAACACAGUAUUUUCGUCACUGCAGUAAGAAGCACUCAAAAUAAUUGUGGACUGCAAUCAGAGAUGGCAAUGAAUCUCCUCCCAGCAUCUGAUGAGUUCAUAACACUGACAUUGUGUGUCUGUGUGGGUGUGCGUGGGUGUGCUUGUAUUCCUGUGUCUGUGUGCCUGUGUGUGUCUGUGUGUGUGUGUGUAUUCCUGUGUCGGUGUGCCUGUGUGUUUGUGUGUGGGUGUGUGUGCCUGUGUGUGUAUUCCUGUGUCUCUGUGCGUGUGCAUGUUUGUGUCUCUAUGUGUGUGUGCUUGUAUUCCUGUGUGUGUGCGUGUGCAUUUUUGUGUUUGUGUGGGGGGGUGUGCAUGCUUGUAUUUCUCUGUGUGUGUGUGUUGCGGGUGUGUGUGUCUGUGCGGGUGUGUGUGUGUGUUCGUGUCUGUGCCCUUCUCCUCACAGAGCUGGAGAGGGGUCUGUCGGAGCCUCAGAUUCAAGUGGUCUGUAAACAAACGCUGCAGGCCCUAGAAUAUCUCCAUGGCAACAAGAUCAUCCACAGAGACCUGAAGACAGGGAACAUCCUGCUCACAAUGGAGGGAGACGUGAAGCUGGCUGAUUUCGGUGUGUCUGCUAAAAACACCAGCACUCAACAGAAAAGAGCAACCUUCAUCGGCACCCCCUACUGGAUGGCUCCAGAGGUGAUUCAGUGCGAGACCUCGAAGGACGCCCCGUACUCCUGCAAGGCGGAUAUCUGGUCUCUGGGGAUCACGCUGAUCGAGGCUGCGGAGAUGGAGCCCCCCUAUCACGAUCUGAACCCCAUGAGAGUGCUGCUGAAGAUCACCAAGUCCGAGCCCCCCUCCCUGUCCCAGCCCCGCCUCUGGUCAUCUGAUUUCAAGGACUUCCUGCGGCGUGCUCUGGAGAAGAACGUGGAGGCCCGGGGGACGGCGGGCCAGCUGCUGCAGCACAGCUUCGUGUCGGGGGUCUGCGGAAACGGACCCCUCAAGGAGCUCAUCGCAGAGGCCAAGGCUGAGGUCAUGGAGGAGGUGGAGGACGGGGGUAAGGCCGAGGCCGGCCAACAGCCUUCAGGGUCAGAGGCCACGCCGGCUUCUCAGAAUUACACACAACAUCUUUCCGGAACCAGCGAAGGCGAGACGCCCUCGAAAAUACGGCGUGUUUCCUUGGAAACGGGGGGAGGAGCUACCAUGCCCCGCCAGGGAACUGUCCCUCCCGAAACUGGAGGGACAGAGGGGGCAGGGGGUGAGGAAUCAGCAACGCAAACCCCCGCUGAGCCUACGGGACUCACGGACGCAGUGGAGAACGUACCCGAAGAUACUGUCAGCAAACCAGAAAUCAGCUCCCCUGAUCAGACCCAAACUCUAGGGGGAGAAGCAGAACUAAGCUCAGCUGGUCCGUCCCAAACGGGACAGGAAGGGUCUGCAGGAAACCUAAAACGGGCCAGACGCCUGUCCGACCCCAUUGCCUCACUGCCUCCCUCUUCCUGCAGCCAGAGGCGUUGCAAAUCCUACUACUGGGAUGAAGACAGGAUCCAGGAUCAAGAGUCUGUUAUCAGGAUGUUAAAGGGGGUCGAUUCACCCAAUGUGCUCAAUCUCCCCCCACCCUCAAGCUCAGAACACCUCGUAUCCAAUGACCAGGCUGGGAGCAUCGUGUCUGCUUGUACCUACAGAGGGGCACUGCCUGGAACGGAAGGCAGUAGUUCCUUCACAGGGGAAGUCACCAAGGAACUGCAAAGUCAAGCAGCAUCUGCAGAGGGGUCUGGGAUAAGCAGAGUGGAGAAUGGGGUACACUGGGGUUCGGAUGGACCUCCUCAGGGAGAUACAGUCAUCACUGACUAUGAAACUGAGAAGGACAGUGUGGUUGGGCUGCUGGGCUCGGACUGUGCUAUUGGGGAGGGUAUGGAGAGUGUACAGAGAGUGGAUGAGACAGCAGGGGUUCCUGUUGCUGAGCUUUGCAAACCAGACCAACAUGAUUCAGAAGAUCUACAAGAAGCAGAUCAGCCAUUGGAGUUCUGUUCUGGAGAUACCAAAGACUUCAAAACACUAGGGGAGAAAGCAGAGGGUCAUUCCACAGCUGGGGUGGACAGCGAGAGGGAAGACAGCGCAGACGGGGACACACAGAAAUCUGAGGUUGCCACCUUAGAGAACCAUGAUGGUGUAACUCUAGCCCAACAACUGCUGCCUGUGGUUCAAACUGACCCCCUUGGUCCCGCUUCUAAAGGGCACCUGGAUCUUCCUGGUAGCAGGUCAGCCAAAUGCCCUCCUGACUUCACGGAGCAGUCGUACUUAGACUUGGCAGGGGCUCCCUGUGUAUUAUGGGCAUCUGGGCACACUUGUCCUGUUGUGGACUCACUGGACUUGGCUGUGAAAGGUGUGCUGGUUGAACUUAAAGCAGCCCCCCUGGAGAAACCAAAGCGUGUUUUAGACUUGGGCAGGCUGAGCAAGGAAGAGGUCAGUGGUGUUGUCUCCCCAACUAGCAUAGAGGAGACUCCAGGACCGUUAGGAGUAGAGGAAUUCACAAAGGCACAGGUUGAGACUGAACCUGACAGGUGUAUGGAUGGGGAAAGCUUGGGUCAGGUGACCACACAAACUGAAGACACUGAAAAACCAGAAGUGGAGAAGACAUCUUCACAAGGGGAGGCCAAAGACUCCCUGACUGGAGAAGGGAAAGCUACGCAUGAGGAAAACCUGGAGAGGGAUUUGACACCACAGCUAGAUCUGAAUUCCCGGGAUUCUGGGAUCAGGAUUAAGGAAGGUCCAGGAGGAAUAGGACCAGCCGAAGAUUCCUUAAAGCCGACUGGGAUCCAACCUGGGAAUGACAAAGAAGACUCUCCUAGAAGUGGGAAUUCAAACGGGAUGAACCAGGAGCCAGCAAUCUCCCUUUCUCCCGACGAAACUGAUCCCGCCAAACCGAAGAAAUCUGUGAAAAGAGUGAACUUCAUCUGCCAGGAAGAGGACCAGAGACAGGCAACAGUCAGGCUAAGAAACGGCGAGGAGGAGUCGCAAUUGGGCAGAGCCGCAGCCAAUGGCAUAGCAGGAUCGGAUGGGAAUCUCGCCCCACCCGGGGAGCAAGAAGACCCCCCAGAGAGGAACUGUGUCAACGAAAACACAGAGGAUCAGGAGAACUCUGCCAGUGGAAAUGGGGCUGGCCUUUAUUUCAAGAGUGCCCUGGUAAACGAGGGGGAGACUACUAUAAACAGGAAGACGGUUAAGAAGACCCGGAAGUUCAUCGUGGAUGGAAAGGAAGUGAGCGUGACGACGUCCAAGAUUGUGAGCGACAACGACAAGAAGGACGAGCAGCUGCGAUCGGUCAGACGUCAGGAGCUGCACGCGCUCAGACUGCUGCAGAAGGAGGAGCAGCGUGAGCAGACCCAGUUGGAGCAGAGGCUGCAACAUCAGAGAGAGCAAAUGUUCAGACACAUCGAGCAGGAGAUGACGGGUAAGAAGCAGUACUACGACCAGGAGAUUGAGAAGGUGGAGCGACAGUACCGUCAGUCCAGCGAGCGGAUGGAGCAGGAUCACACCGUGAGGCUGCGGGACGAGGCGCGGCGGCUCAAAGCUCUGCAGGAGAAGGAGUACGCGAGGCGCAGCCAGCUGCUCAGGACCGACUCCAGAGAGGAGCACAAGUUCUUGCAGAAGCAGCAGCAGGAUCUGAACGAAGCUCUGCAGAAAGCAGUUCAGGAGCACAAGAGAAAGGUGGCGGCUGUGGAGUGGGAGUCUCUCACUAAGAUCCAGCAGCUCAAGAGGGCCCGGGAGUCUGUGAUCUGGGAACUAGAACAGCGACAUCUUCAGGAGAAAUACCACCUGUUCAAGCAGCAGGUGAAGGAGCAGUUAUCUCUGCAGAGACAGCAGCUGCUGAAGAGACACGGAAAGGAGAAAGAGCGAGCCAGUCGUUUCCACCAGUCCCUGCUGGAGGACCUGCGUUCCCAGCAAGCCCAGGAGCGCGCCCGGCUGCCCAAGAACCAGCGUUGCGAUGCCAAGGCACGGCUGGCCCUGUUCAAACAGAGCCUAAAGAUCCAGGGCGUAAGCAGCGGCGCCGAGCAGAGACAGCGCCUCACGCAGUUCCAGGCAGAGGAGGAAUCUCGUCAGAAAGCAGAACGAUUGAGGCAGCAGCAAAACCACGAGCAGCGGCUCAGAGAACUGCAGGAGCAGUGUGACAGCAACAGCACAGAGCUGCAGCAGCUGCAGAACGAGAAGCUGCACCUGCUGGUGGAGAGAGAGAAGAGGAAGAUACGAACUCUGGAGGAAGAGCACACCAUGGAGCUGAGCGAGUGGAGGGAGAGGCUGGCCUGUCGCAAGGAGGUGUUGGAGGAGGAUCUGGCUCGAAGACGCAAGACUAAGAACCGGGUCCCUAGGAGGGGCAGCGAGCCAGAGACCCGUGCUGGGAACAGGCUCUCCCGAUUCCUGCCCAGCCUCAGCUUCUCCAGCUAGCCUCCCGAUACCUGGAUAUCUGGAAUUCCCAACAUGGCUUCUUUGCAGGAAUUCCCAGGUGGAGCUGUGGGAAAUCUGAGAGGGAAUGGAUUCUGAAUACCCAUUCAAGCCUCUCCUGCUCGCCUAUAUUGUGUGUGUGUGUGUGUGUGUGUGUGUGUGUGUGUGUGUGUGUGUAUAACCGGUAUAUAUAUAUAAGUAUGAAAGUCUGAAAGGUACAUACAUUGAAAAUAAUUUAACCCUUUUGUGUACAUCCCAAAAAAACUUGUCAGUAGCUUCAAAUGAUGUUUAAAAUGUAAUCAAUCUAUGUGGUUCCGGGUUCUGUUGCUCCAAAUUUGAGUUUCAUUGAAUUUAUCACAUUUCUGCCUCUACCUGGUUUUGAACUGCUUUCAGCUUCAUUCACGUGACAAUAUUAACUUUCAACUCUGUCAGCCCCCCCCCACCCCCCCUUUUUUUGCCGCUAUAUAUGUAGAGGGGGCUGUGUCACAUGAUCGGAAUGGAACGUGCCCAGCAGUUAGGAUUCUCCAGACGAGCUCAAAGCAACUUAAAAGCAGGUAGAUUUCAAAUGAUAAUACCUCAAUAUUGGAGCAACAGAAUUCAGAACCACUCGGAAUUAUUGCAAACACCACAAGAGAGUAACUGAAUUCCAAUCCAAACAUGAAGCUUCUUAAUUAAUACAAUCGCAGGGAUUACUUUCUUUAAGUCAAAAAUAUUUCACAAAACCUGAAAACAGUUUUUUGUUUUUACAUAAAAAUUGGGCUCACUGUAUAUUUCUUUUUUUCUGUAAAUAGGAUUAAUAAAUCUCUUUUGUACAUGAAUUGACA
Molecule: messenger RNA, 6161 nt
Organism: Acipenser ruthenus (sterlet)
Lineage: Eukaryota; Metazoa; Chordata; Actinopteri; Acipenseriformes; Acipenseridae
Product: serine/threonine-protein kinase 10-like
Exons: 15
Coding region: 979-5340 (1453 amino acids)
Biological process (GO): protein phosphorylation
Molecular function (GO): ATP binding; protein serine/threonine kinase activity
Source: RefSeq, a predicted model, not a curated record